CGUUAAUUCAGGGGAUAUAAAUACAUACACUUAGUGUAGACACAAAAGAAGCUUUAUCUUUAAUUUUCUUUUAUUCCUUUUAUUUUAGUUCCUUCAGUUUAACUACAGAAGCUAUUUUAUCUCAAUUUUAGCACCGAAUCUACAAGAUUCUACAGCCAGAUCUCAAAUGAUCGAAACUAUCAUCAGUUGAAAAGAAUUGAACAUUCACGAAUACUCAAAGGAACUAGAAUAACAAAUUAGAUCCUAUAGGCAACACAAAACUAGAUCAGCAUAGAAAUGCUCUUCAUAUUAUCCUUCUUUAGUUUCAUAUUUAGCGCCCAAUUCUGGAUUAUAGUUUGAAAGUUGGAUAAUUUUAUUUCAAAAAAGGAAAUAUUUGGAUUACCAUUUCUUUUUUUUUUUAUUCUUUUUACUUUAAUAAUGCUUCGUUCUAACUUGCUGAAAAGUAAACUUUCUAACUUUAUUCAUAAACGAAACAAUAAUUAUUCAACACUUGUAAAUACUUGUUCUAUUCUUCAACAACCUUUGAGACUUUUAUUGAUUGGAUGUCCUGGUUCUGGAAAAGGCACACAAUCAAGUCGAUUGGUUGAACGAUUUGGAGUGACUCAUGUAUCAAGUGGAGAUUUAUUAAGAAAGAAUAUUAAGGAAGGAACACUAUUGGGACAACAAGCAAAACAAUAUGUUCAAGAUGGAAAAUUGGUUCCUGAUCAUCUACUUGUUUCAUUAAUAAAUAAAGAAUUAGCAUCUCAACAGCAAAUAAAAAAUGAAAAUUGGUUAUUGGAUGGAUUUCCUCGAACAUUAAAUCAAGCCAAAGCAUUAGAUGUAACAUUAAAUAGAAUCUCUCAACCCUUAAAUCUUGCUAUUAAUCUACAAGUCCCUGAAGAAGUUAUUUUACAAAGAAUUAUAGAUCGUUGGGUUCAUAUUCCUUCUGGAAGAGUUUAUAAUCUGUCCUAUAAUCCACCCAAGAAAGAUGGUUUAGAUGAUUUAACAGGUGAACCUUUAUCAAAAAGACCAGAUGAUACUCUUGAAGUAUUUAAAGUAAGAUUAGAUCAACAUCAUGAAAUGACAAAACCUUUAUUAGACUAUUAUAAAGAUAUUCUUAUUCAUGUCAAGGGGAAUACAAGUGAUGAAAUUUAUCCACAAAUUGAAAAUGAGAUACUUGAUCGAUUUGGUUAUUCAAUAAUUGAAGAAAAAAGAGCAGCAGCAGAAAUAAACUAAAAUUCGAUAAUGAUUCAGGGGACAAUUAUGCAUGCACGCAUGCAUAUAUAAUUAUAUAUGUGUAUGUGUAUGUGUAUGUG
This is a messenger RNA of Cokeromyces recurvatus, 1295 nucleotides long. RefSeq names its product adenylate kinase-domain-containing protein. Bases 418 to 1215 code for a protein of 265 amino acids. Gene Ontology annotation, molecular function: ATP binding; AMP kinase activity. Gene Ontology annotation, cellular component: mitochondrion; cytoplasm. Lineage: Eukaryota; Fungi; Mucoromycota; Mucoromycetes; Mucorales; Mucoraceae. The record is from RefSeq and is a predicted model, not a curated record. Gene Ontology annotation, biological process: nucleobase-containing compound metabolic process. The transcript is spliced from 4 exons.